CACUUUUUGGGAGCAACGGAUGCAGCAUGGCGAAGUUGGCCGUAAGAAGGAGCAUCGUGAGGAAGAUAAUGUUUCCUGAUCGACUGCUCCUUUAACUAAGAGACCACCUGCUCCUCUGGCGUCAGCAGCGCCCACGGGCGGCACGAUGGCUGCACGAUCGAUCCGGCAGUGAAAUGUUGCAAUGUGACAUCUUCUCAUAACAACGCUGGCAUGCGCCGGAUAAAAGGCACGGGAACGACUCCUUUUUUUUUUUACCCUCAAACCUCUUGUGUCAGAUUUUGCCAGAAACCUCAGUUGGUAAACUGGUCAGAGUGACAUCAAUCAGCCAGCUAUGUUCUUCUUCCCCUGGGUUGAUUGUGCCUGAUGGAAGCUGCCAUGGCUUUUUGUAACGAAAGCCUGCUGGACGACUGUGACCUCUUGGAGCCAGAUGUGGAGCAACCAGCAGAAACUCUCCCGCCGGACGUGUCGCCUCCUCUCAUAUCGGUCACUCUCCGGGUGACACUGGCGGCCAUUAUGAUCUUCAUGAUAACCAUUGGUUUCCUCGGCAACGCAAUCGUUUGUCUGAUCGUCUACCAGAAGCCCGCCAUGCGCUCAGCUAUCAAUCUCCUGCUGGCCACAUUGGCUUUCUCUGACAUAAUGCUCUCGCUGCUCUGCAUGCCCUUCACCGCUGUCACCGUGGCUACCACCGACUGGAGCUUCGGGAGCGGCUUCUGCCGGGCCUCCAUCAUGCUGUACUGGCUGUUCGUUCUGGAAGGAGUGUCCAUCCUCCUCAUCAUCAGCGUGGACCGAUUUCUCAUCAUUGUGCAACGGCAGGACAAGCUGACCCCACACAGGGCCAAAGUGCUGAUAGCAGGUUCCUGGGUGCUGAGCCUGUGCGUGUCGCUGCCAUCUGUGGUCGGGUGGAGGACAGGCGCAGCAGGGAUCGGGGGCACCUGGGCGCCGCAGUGCGUGCUGGGGUAUAGCGAGUCAAUGGCAGACCGGGGGUACACAGUCCUCCUGGCUGUGGCCGUGUUCUUUGUACCGUUUGCGGUCAUGCUGUACUCGUACAUGUGCAUCCUAAACACGGUGCGCCGCAACACCCUGCGCAUCCACAACCACACCAGCGAGCGUUCCUGUCUGCCCGCUCUCAACCAGGUCAGCAAGAUGAGGCUCACCGGGCUGCAGCGGCCGCCUCACAUCAAGGUGGACAUGAGCUUCAAGACCCGAGCCUUCACCACCAUCCUCAUCCUCUUCGUGGGUUUCUCCGUGUGUUGGCUGCCCCACACCGUGGUCAGCCUGUUGGCCGUGUUCAGCCGGCAGUUCUAUUACAGCCCCAUCUUCUACCCGGUGAGCAUCGGCGCUCUGUGGCUCAGCUACCUGAAGACGGUGUUCAACCCCGUCAUCUACUGCUGGAGGAUCCGCAAGUUCAGGGAGGCCUGUCAGGAGUUCAUCCCCAAAAGCUGCAGGCUGUGUCCCCGAAUGCCAGGCAGGAGCCACAGGAGAGUGAGGCCCAGCAACAUUUAUGUGUGCAGCGAGAUUCAGUCUGCUGUGUGAAACAGCAACCGACCCUUCUGCUAGAUGUUUUCAUGUUUUAAAUGCUCCCCCGCAACAGGAAGUAUGUUUUAAAGCAAUAUACCACAAAACGUAGAUUCAAUAAUGAACACUCCAUCUAAACAUAAUCUCUUGAACACUUUCGUAUUUGUUUUGUUUGCAACCAUAAACUCAUGUGCAUACUCCAACACAAAGUAGCACAUACAUAAGAGGAUGACAUUUGUUCCAAUCAUUUUAUGUAAGGUAACUUUAUGCAAAGCCUCAUACCUGGAGAAGGUAAAUAUUUAUUCUGAAGUCUCGAUGAACAUUUUCAGGUAGAGAUAGCUCUGCACUUUGACUGGGCCAUUCUAAGAUUUUUUUUUUCUAAACCAUGCAUACUUAAGUCCAAUCCGCCCUUUUCUAACACCUGAAUCAAAUGGUUGAAAUUGAUCUUUUAGCUCUGCAGAGACCUGGCAGGGUGUCUGUCAGGUUUAAGCACCUAGAACAUCAAAUACAGACACAAGGAUUGACAAGAGAGAGUUAGAUUCUUUUUACUCGCGAGGAGAGGGGACAGAGACGUGCUUCCAGCUACAAUCUCUUACCGCUCUGAAAACACAUUCCGCCGCACCUCUCUUUUUACUGAAUAAAGACCUCCCUAUUACAUUCAGCUCUAAUGGGUAAAAAGGGAGGAAACAAAACAUGCAGCUGCAUCGUGAUUCCCAGUUUCAUAAGAUAAACUAGAACAUUUACUACGAACAGUAUGACUGUAGAAGGCUAAUCAGCACCAUUACGCUACAAACUAUCUUAUUAUAGACACGAAAGGUCAGGAUGUCCUUCUGCUGAGCAGCAGUCUGAUUAGAACAAGCUGGUGCCGGCUGUCUCUGGAUCCUUCAAGCAGGGCCUCCUUAAACACACUCAGAAACAUAGUUAAAGCAAUUCAGAAUGUACAAUGUUUAAUAUAUACAAUUUCUCCAACAGGGUCAUUAAUGUGAUUCAGGCGUGAGAAAAUAUGGAUGCAUCCAAAAGCUGCAGGAAGGAAGAUCUAGAGGAGUGGAAUAGGGCACCCCUGAUUUAAACCAUCUUAUUGUAGUUCUGUCUGUAAGUUUGGGGUUGCUGCUCUGCUGGAAGGAAAAGCUUCACCUCAAGUCAUAACAGCCUCCAUCUGGUUUUCUUCCACAAUAGAUUUUUAUUUAAUUCCAUCACUGUUCCAAUCAACUCUGACCAGAUUAGUUCUCCCUGCUGAAGAAAAACCUUUCCACAGCAGAAUGCUGCCACUACCAUGUUUUACAAUGGGGUGGAAGUGUAUAGAAUGUAAAACACCUUCCUAUGUUUUGAUUAGCUUGAUGUUGUACUACACUCCAUUUGCUUUAAGAUGAUGGAUUAUGUAGUGCUAAGUGAGAGGCUGAAAGCUUGGGGUAAUUUUGUAUAGCCUAUCCCACUCCAUUUAUUCACUUUUCAUUUUAUCUUUGAAACAAUGUGUCAUUUUUUCUUCCAUUAUGCAAUUAUGUGCUACUUUGUGUUGGCCUAACACAUAAAAUCUCAAUAAAACACAUAAAAGUUCUGGGUUGGUGUGAACAAUCUAAAAUGGCACUGAGCCAGUGUGUCCUUUCUGUGCACAAAAAGGUAAAAAAUGAAAUAGAAGAAAAACAUCAUAUCUUCUGCAAACAUCAUGUGCAGUAUAUUGUCUACUGUUUGUUUCCAUAAGUAAAUACAGUAUAUGCUUAGUUUGCAGAUUAUUACAGAAGUUCCAACUGUUUUACAUCUUCCCUUGUGAGCUACUGGUUUGACCUGUCUGCUGCACGCUGUAACCUGUUGUCCAUAAAAAACAAAUCAUUAGGGGAAAAAAUAUUGUUAUUGUCAGAUGUGUAAAAGUGAGGGGGUUUCAGACAAAUCAGGCAGUAUAAAUGUUCAGUAAGCUAUAUACAUAUAUAUAUAUAAAAAAAGCUAACCAAUACCAAGAAGUGCGGAAUUUUGUAAUAUCAAACUGUUGUUUUGUCAGUUUUAAAUGUUUGUUGAGUUUAAUUUCUAAUUUUUUGAAAGGCAAAGCAAGGUUAUUAAAGAUUUUUGU
Gambusia affinis (western mosquitofish) is the source of this 3577-nucleotide messenger RNA. RefSeq names its product G protein-coupled receptor 45 (gene gpr45). Bases 364 to 1533 code for a protein of 389 amino acids. Lineage: Eukaryota; Metazoa; Chordata; Actinopteri; Cyprinodontiformes; Poeciliidae. Gene Ontology annotation, biological process: G protein-coupled receptor signaling pathway. Gene Ontology annotation, cellular component: membrane. The transcript is spliced from 2 exons. Gene Ontology annotation, molecular function: G protein-coupled receptor activity. The record is from RefSeq and is a predicted model, not a curated record.